GCAUUCACAUGAAGCCAACAACGCCAUCUUGUCAUCCACGCCAACCAACUCGAGGACGGUACAUUCUUCAUCUGAAUGGGAAUAUAUGAACAUACUAGCAUUCGGCAGAGCUUGUACAAUGCUCAGAUGACCAGGCCGCCCGGCUUCUCCCUGCUGCAGCCAUGGUGAUGAUGAUGAUGAUGAUGAUGAUGAUGAGAGCAAGCAGCAGGACGAAGAGGAUGGCAGAGGGGGGAGUCUGGACUGAGUCAGGGCGGGGCGGCCAGAGGCAGGAAGCUGCUCACGCAGAUCAUCGUGGGACCACAGAGGCAGCAGAGGAAUAUGGCUCGGUGGCAUCCACUCCAGAUUCAACACCUCCGUGCACCGACGGUGGUAAUGAGGAGUCGGAGCUGUACGAGCUGCAAACUGCGAGGGAGUGGUUGGAGGACGAGGAUGGGGGCUACGACGACGACGACACCCUGGCGUCGUCCCCUUCCGUCUGGGGCACGCCGCGUCAGAGCUCCCUCGAGCCGACCUUCUCCUACAUCGCCAUCGCUGAGCCCGAGGCCUUGGGAGCAUCGCGGAGCCACCGGGACAGGCGUAGGGUCAGCUCUCGGGGGAGCCGCUCCUCCAUUGCGCGCACGGACACCCCAGACACGUCAUUGGACUCCCCCGACGUCGACUGGGACCCCGAAGGCUUCCUGAGCAACGAGCACGAGGAGGCGUCAGAAAGCAGCGAGCAGGAGAGGGUGGAGAUGAGAACACUAAGCCCAAGGAGGAGAAGGGAGAGGCCAGCUGAGACCGUAACAAUGCAGCCAUGUCCUCAAAGUGUAGAGGCCGAUGCUGGGAUCCAAAGCCAGGAGAGAUGUUCAAUACAGACUGGGUCGCUUCCUUUAGCAUCAUCGCAAACACAGAUACUUCCAGCAGAGACGACAACCUCAGCCCCCAUGCCUGAGUCACCCGUCGCCGAGGAAAACGCAGCAGAGGAGUCCCCACGACCCACCGACCCUAUGUCCUCGUCGCCUGCUGUCGUCACUCAAACCACUCAGGAACAGCCGUGUCAGAACUCGUCCUUCGACCCCUCAGAAAGCCCCCACAUAGCAGUCCUGCCUCUCAAUCGUGUCUCCAUAGAAACCGUCUCUCUGGGAAUCCGGAACGAUCAGCUGAUUGUGUGGAAUGUAUUCCUGGCAUGGGAAGAAGUCGUCAAAACACACGUGAUGGACUUGAUCUACUGGAAGGACACAGAGCGAACGGGCAUAGUGCUGACGGGCUUAGUGGUGGUUCUACUGAGCUUGUUCCAGCUCAGCGUCAUCACAGUGGUGUCCACGUUGUCUCUGAUCAUCAUGUGUGUCACCAUCCCAGUGCGCGUCUACUACAGAAUACUCUACACCCUCAAUUGGGGCGACGGAGUACACCCUUUCAAGUCCUACUUGGACAUGGACAUCAGCCUGAGCGGAGAGCACGCUGACCUGGUCAUGCAGAAACUCAUCGUUAUGACUCUGUCUGCCGUGGACAGUCUGAAAAGACUCGUCUUUGUGGGAAACCUAUUUGACUCUCUCAAGUUGCUGUUUCUGCUGUACCUUGUCACGUACAUUGGAGAUCUGUGCAAUGGCCUCACCCUCCUCAUAAUAGGAGUGAUCGCUCUCUUUUCUUUGCCGCUUUUCUACCGACAGCGUCAGGAGCAAGUGGACAGGGUGAUAGCAAAAAUCCAGGCCCAAAUUGACAACAUUAAGGACUUUCUGCAAAGAUUGGCCCAAGGUGGCGGCCCGCCUCCCGACACGACCCCGUCUGUUGCCAAACCUGAAGGCCAAUAAACUCCCAACGGAUGUCAGGUUGAAGAAGAAGAAGAAGAAGCUGCAGGCGGUCACUGCGAUGUCUUACCAGCAGUCUGAGAGCUCCACCAAAGCGGGAGAAAGAAGACGAGGGACGUUUACUUAACUGGAGGGUUUACAUGAGGUACUUUACGUGCUGUUCAGUGUGUGUACGUUAUCGGCCUACUAACUUCGGGCCGGUUUUUAAAUGUCUGUUGACAAGCUGUCGUCCAAAUGGAAGGAAAUGGAAACAAAGUGAGGAAAGGGAGGUGAGAGGUCAGGGUGAGAAAACAAAACAAAACAGGGGUCAUCGUUACUCAUGGCGUCUCGUCUUCAUUGUCAUGACUGAAUCGUGUGUGUGUGUGUGUGUGUGCGUGUGUGUGUGUGUGUGUGAGGUAAAUGAAGUGUAACAAGCAAUUAAAGUCACUUCAUCUUUC
This is a messenger RNA of Nerophis ophidion (straightnose pipefish), 2224 nucleotides long. It is a transcript of the gene rtn2a, whose product is annotated as reticulon 2a. Lineage: Eukaryota; Metazoa; Chordata; Actinopteri; Syngnathiformes; Syngnathidae. The coding region runs from base 162 to 1790 and encodes 542 amino acids. The transcript is spliced from 12 exons. The record is from RefSeq and is a predicted model, not a curated record.